AUGAAAUACCUCCCCCUCCUCUCCCUCCUCUCCCUCCUCUCCCUCUUCAUCCUCUCUGCAGUUGCCAACGUGGAAAAGACAAUCUUCCUAGCAAGCAGUCCAACAGACUCCUUCCCAUCCCCUCUUCCAUCUCCUCUGCUCUCGAUCUUCCCCUCCCUCCCGCUCCGAACGGAGAUCAACGCCUCUUUCAUAGAGGGAGAGGCAUGGUUCCUCCUCCAGAAUCUGAAUAGAGGGCAACGCUAUGAAGUCCGGAUCUGCUGGCUAGCCACUCAACCUACUUCCUUCACUCUGGAGACAUUUGCCCUCGCCGAUGCCGGGAAAAGGCUUCUUCGCGUUCAAAACCAGGCAGACUACUUCUCUCUCAACGAUACGUUGAUGCAGAAUGUGCCCCCCGUCGGGGUAGAUCUCAUCCUGGAUCCUUUUCUUAUGAAUGUGCUUCCUCGCUCUUUGCUUCCUACCCUGCUCUACUUGGUUGUUAUUUCCGGGUUGGCUGUUUGGAUCUCCGGGUUUAUCGGCAGGCAAGUCGAGAUUUUGAUUAAAGAUGAGAAAGAGUCAAAGAGUCAAUAG
Molecule: messenger RNA, 567 nt
Organism: Penicilliopsis zonata CBS 506.65
Lineage: Eukaryota; Fungi; Ascomycota; Eurotiomycetes; Eurotiales; Aspergillaceae
Exons: 2
Coding region: 1-567 (188 amino acids)
Biological process (GO): GPI anchor biosynthetic process
Cellular component (GO): mannosyltransferase complex; endoplasmic reticulum membrane
Molecular function (GO): mannosyltransferase activity
Source: RefSeq, a predicted model, not a curated record